Messenger RNA from Arachis ipaensis, 891 nucleotides. RefSeq names its product ethylene-responsive transcription factor 9. The record is from RefSeq and is a predicted model, not a curated record. NCBI's taxonomy places the organism in Eukaryota, Viridiplantae, Streptophyta, Magnoliopsida, Fabales, Fabaceae. Gene Ontology annotation, molecular function: DNA binding; DNA-binding transcription factor activity. Gene Ontology annotation, biological process: regulation of DNA-templated transcription.
CGAACUAGGCACGUAACUGAAUAUAAUACACAUAUACAAUACACAUAUCAUUGAGCGUUGUGGAGUGUUUGGAUUUAGAAAUGCGAAACCCAUUAUCUUCGAUGACUAUCAAGGAAAAGCAUCCUGCUAGCAAGAAGGAGCCAAAAAAUAAUAUUGCCAAGGAGGUUCAUUACAGGGGUAUAAGGAAGAGGCCAUGGGGCCGUUACACCGCCGAGAUUCGUGAUCCCAGAAAGAAGAGCCGCGUCUGGCUCGGAACAUUCGACAGCGCUGAGGAAGCCGCCAUGGCAUACGACGCCGCCGCCAAGAAGUUCUACGGUGCCAAGGCGAAGACCAAUUUCCCUUGCGUUUCCCACCGUGAAAACGAAGACAUCUUCGCCGUCGCCGGCAGAAAAUGCGGCAUCGUUGAGUCUUAUCCGAUUGAUUCUGCGCCUGAGCGUGACGUGACACGGCAGACAGAAGUAGAUCAGUUUUUUCCGUUUGUUCCAUACUGUGGUGGUGAGGGCGUGGUUGCACCGGUGCGUCCGGUUUUUUUGCCUGAACCAGUUGGUAGGGUUGAGUUCAUUGGCGAGCGGAGUUGUUGUCCUUUCCGGUUUGAGCCAGUAAGGAUGGGUGGGUUUAAUGCACGGUCUGAGAGUGGGGCACAGAGUAACUCGGAUUCAACAUCAGCUGUCGAUUGCAAACCAAAUGGAGUUCUUAAUCUUGAUCUGAACCUCGCUCUACCCAUUGGCCAUUGAUGCUUGACCUUCACCUUCAUUUUACAUCGUUUUUUACCCUACUAAUAAUACAAGCUUCUUUUUCUUUUUUAUUUUCCAAUUUCACUUUCCCUUUUAACAUCAUGUUGAGGAUAUAAGGUGCUGAUGUAGAUAUUUUCUUUCUUCUUUUAUAGUCUUA